UUAUAAAAAGGUGUAAAAUUCUUUUAAAAUAGGAUAAAGAAUUUUAUAUUUAUGAUUUGGGUUAAAGACUGUUACAGAAACUUACUGUACAUGUUCUCUUUUGCUCUUGUUAUUAGCGUCAAUAUUUGGGGAAGAAGGGUGAAAAUGAAUGUACAUUUAGUUAAAUAAUGCCUAUUACUGGUAAAUUAAUAAUUACAUUAAUGUAAUUAUCCCUUUAUGGCUAUUGAAAAAGUUUGGUGAUAAAAUUUAUUAAUUAAUUUGAAUUUUAAAAUGUAUUUGGACUUAGACCUGUGACUUUAAAUACAAUUUUAUAAAGUAUGUGGUAAUUAAUAAAGUUUUAAUUGAUAAUUAGCAUUAUAGCUCAAUGAUGUCCUUCAUCAGGAUUUUUUGCCCAUGAAAGAGAGGGUCUGCAUGGAUUUUUUUCAACUCUAGACUUAGUUUAUUGCAGAUACAGUCUAGCUGAUUUUCACAGUUUCUCUGAUAUAUGGAGAUGAUUGCUUCUAUUCUUAUUGGUAGAGAGUAGAGACCUAGAAUAUAAGAUUUGUUUAUAACCAUUUAAAAAAAUAAACUUAAAUUUUAGAAUAGUUUCAGAUUUAUAGAUAAGUAAAGUUAGGGUAUUCAGAGUUUCUGAAUAGCCUUAGUUUUUACCCAAGUGUCUAUUAUUGGGUUCCUGGGCCCUAGGCUUUGGUGACUCUCUGGUAAGCCACAUGCUUUCAAUUAUCAGCUACCUUCUAUGACCCUAUCCAGGUUGACCUGGGAACCUUGCAGACUUUAUCCACAACCCUUGGCAACUGAGGGAGACUGGGGUGGCCUCUCUCAGGCCUUCUUCUAUAAGCCUAGAUCUGCUCUGCAACCAUUUCUGCUUUACUUUACUUUUAUUCUUUUUUUUUUUUUUUUUCUUUUUUUUUUUUUUGCGGUACGUGAGCCUCUCACUGUUGUGGCCUCUCCCGUUGCGGAGCACAGGCUCCGGGCGCGCAGGCUCAGCGGCCAUGGCUCACGGGCCCAGCCGCUCCGCGGCGUGUGGGAUCUUCCCGGACCGGGGCACAAACCCGUGUCCCCUGCAUCGGCAGGCGGACAGAUGCCCCUUCCCAGAAUUCUUGACAGGAGGCAGAACUACAAGUGCUCUCUGUCUGAGGAUUCUCAAAUUCAAAAUCCAUCACAUCCCCUGGGGCUUCAACCCCCACGAGGGGUCACGGAACCAAGCCCCAACUUUUUUCAUAAAAUCUCAUUCUCCUCUUCCAGUCCCUUCCCACAGGAGAAAGAAGGCAUGGAAGGAAAAUUGAGUCACAUUAUUACUCAUUCCUCUCACACUAUGGUUUAUAUGCUUGCUAUCCUCUAGGCUUUGCUAAUGAUACACAGUGCCAAGAUUUGAGAAUUUAAAAAGAGCUCUUUUCUCUCUCAAGAAUCUAACUCUUUCAAAAUAAUGGGCUUGGGCUUUCAGACUGUUGCUUCUCCUAUGUAUUUUCUAAAAAAUCCAUUCAGAAAUACAGUCUCCUGUGUUCUGCGCUGUAUCUGCUUUCUGUUCUAAGGCAGUGAAAGGCACUGACUAAAGUGGUGAAGGACUUGAGGCAACAAGAAAAAUGUGGCAAAGAAAAAUCUCUAUUGAUAUCUCAAAAUAAUACCCCUCUACCAUCAUAUUAUGAUGCAAUAUGGACCCAAUACUUCAAAUGAAUUUCAGUGUGGAGUUGGAUGGUUUUGGAAGACAAAAUGAUUUCAGUGCAAACGCUGGAAAGGCAGCUAAUGAUGCAGAAUGAAACGAGAGAAAGACAAAUGGCUAUGCAGAUUGCUUGGUCUCGGGAAUUCCUCAAAUAUUUUGGAACUUUUUUUGGCAUUGCAGCCGUCUCUUUAACAGCUGGAGCAAUUAAAAAGAAGAAGCCUGCCUUCCUCUUCCCUAUCGUUCCAUUAGGCUUUGUCCUUGCCUACCAGUAUGACAUGGGCUACGGGACCCUUAUACAAAGAAUGAAAGGUGAAGCUGAGAACAUACUGGAAACAGAAAAGAGUAAGUUGCAGCUGCCAAAAGGAAUGAUCACUUUUGAAAACCUUGAAAAGGCAAGAAGGGAACAGAGUAAAUUCUUCAUAGACAAAUGAAAUCAUGUUUACCCACCAAAUCUCAAAAUACAGAAUUGUUGACUUGAAUCAUGGCCUUUACAAUUUUUUAAAUGCUUGAGAUUUUGAUAUAAUGGUUUUUAUUUUAAAAUAAUAAAAUUUAAGAUGAACUUUGUUAAAUUAUUUUAAAAUAAAAUGUAUAACAUUCAACACAAAAUCAUGGAGGUACUCUACUUUCAGAUUUCCUCUAUAUGUGUGUGUAUCACAAACAUCUAAAUGUAAAAUUAAUAAACUAUAUUUUUUUGAGUUUCUGGAAGCAAAA
Molecule: messenger RNA, 2368 nt
Organism: Orcinus orca (killer whale)
Lineage: Eukaryota; Metazoa; Chordata; Mammalia; Artiodactyla; Delphinidae
Gene: PLGRKT
Product: plasminogen receptor with a C-terminal lysine
Exons: 4
Coding region: 1690-2088 (132 amino acids)
Biological process (GO): positive regulation of plasminogen activation
Cellular component (GO): plasma membrane
Source: RefSeq, a predicted model, not a curated record